GCUGUCUGUCUUAUGCAUAGGUUCCUGUUCUAGAAGCUCAGUGACUGUUGUGUUCUUUCAAUUUCACUAUCUGGACCAGACUUAAGAUGGGCAAUACUGAUUCCAGGGGUCCAAGCCAGCACGGAAUGGCUGAUCCAGUAAACUGCUCGGUCAACAACGGCGACAGCUCUCUCUCCUACGACAGAAGUGCCGGUCCGCUGAGGGACUACAGGAAGGGUGACUUUUCCUUUGACGUGGUGGAUGCCGAUGGAGAUCCAUGGAUGUCGGGUCUGAAGUCUGCAAGGUGAAGGUCAAAAAGCGCAGCGAUAUUGAUCUGAAAGACUACUUCCACUAGAUAUUCAUAUUAUACCGAUGGCUAUACUGACGAUUGUGGGAGAAAGGGCCGAGUCUCAUUUUGGUGAUUUGGUAUAUCUUUGUUUUUAAUGUUUGGAAUCUUAUAUAUAUGUGAGGCAUCGUGGUGAAACUAGUCAAAAUAAUGCAAUCGAUGGUA
This is a messenger RNA of Aplysia californica (California sea hare), 490 nucleotides long. RefSeq lists its product as uncharacterized. The record is from RefSeq and is a predicted model, not a curated record. NCBI's taxonomy places the organism in Eukaryota, Metazoa, Mollusca, Gastropoda, Aplysiida, Aplysiidae.